This is a messenger RNA of Trichomycterus rosablanca, 1888 nucleotides long. It is a transcript of the gene sptlc2a, whose product is annotated as serine palmitoyltransferase, long chain base subunit 2a. NCBI's taxonomy places the organism in Eukaryota, Metazoa, Chordata, Actinopteri, Siluriformes, Trichomycteridae. Gene Ontology annotation, biological process: ceramide biosynthetic process; sphingosine biosynthetic process. Gene Ontology annotation, cellular component: serine palmitoyltransferase complex. The transcript is spliced from 12 exons. Bases 136 to 1848 code for a protein of 570 amino acids. The record is from RefSeq and is a predicted model, not a curated record. Gene Ontology annotation, molecular function: serine C-palmitoyltransferase activity; pyridoxal phosphate binding.
GGAGGCAGGAAUUUCAGGUUCCUGCUCGGUAGUGGAAGCGGUUCGGAUCAGGGUCGCUGGGGUUGAGUUCCCGCUACACGUUAUUCAGCGAGUCGGUCCCGGUGUUGAUGAGCCGACAGGAUCUGGGGGGAAAUAAUGACGGUAAACACGGAGCAGAACGGGGACGCGGUGUGUCAGAAGCGGGCGGUGAACGGAGUCAAACCGGGAAGCAACGGCGGCGGCGGCGGUGUGGUGAACAAUCAACAGUUUCACCAGCACGAACACACCUACUGGUAUAAAGCCGAGGAGAAGGUUCGUCACAGCGAGUGCAAUGGAGAGUUGUACAAAAAACCUUUCAUGGAGUUGUUUGAAGAAACGCCCAUGCUGGUGGCCGUGUUCACCUACAUGGGCUACGGCAUCCUCACCAUCUUCGGCUACCUGAGGGACUUCCUUCGACAGUGGAAGAUUGAAAAAUGUCACAUUGCCAGAGAAAGAGAUGAACAAAAGGAUUUCGUUCCACUCUAUCAAGAUUUUGAGAAUUUCUACACCAGAAAUUUAUACAUGAGGAUCCGGGACAACUGGAACAGACCCAUAUGCAGCGUACCUGCAGAUAAAAUGGACCUGGUGGAGCGAGUGUCCCAUGAUUACAACUGGACAUUUAGUUACACAGGCCGGGUGGUGAAAGGUGUGAUAAACAUGGGCUCGUACAAUUACCUGGGCUUCGCCGAGAACACCGGAUUCUGUGCUGACGCAGCCGCGGACGUCACGGUGAAAUACGGAGUUGGAGUGGGCAGCACCCGACAGGAGAUGGGUAACCUGGAAAGUCACGAGCAUUUGGAAAAGCUGGUAGCCCGGUUCCUGGGUGUGGAGUCAGCCAUGGCGUUCGGUAUGGGGUUCGCGACCAAUUCCAUGAACAUUCCUGCUCUAACUGGCAAGGGGUGUCUGAUCCUGAGUGAUGAACUGAACCACGCCUCUCUGGUUUUGGGGGCUCGCUUAUCAGGCUCCACCAUCCGGGUCUUCAAACACAACAAUAUGCAGAGCCUCGAGAAGCUACUCAGAGACGCUAUAGUCCACGGCCAGCCUAGAACCCACAGACCCUGGAAGAAGAUCCUCAUCCUGGUGGAGGGCAUUUACAGUAUGGAGGGCUCCAUUGUGCGUCUUCCUGAAAUUAUAGCCUUGAAAAAGAAGUAUAAGGCCUACCUGUACCUGGAUGAGGCUCACAGCAUCGGGGCCUUAGGUGCCUCAGGCAGAGGGGUGGUGGAUUACUUCAACCUCGACCCCACAGAUGUGGACAUCAUGAUGGGCACGUUCACCAAGAGCUUCGGAGCAGCAGGUGGUUACAUCGGAGGCAGAAAGGAGUUGAUAGACUACCUGCGCUGCCACUCUCACAGUGCGGUCUAUGCCACCUCCAUGUCGCCUCCUGUCGUGGAGCAAAUUAUCACUUCUAUGAAGUGCAUUAUGGGAGAGGACGGGAGCACAAUAGGCAGGGAGCGCAUCCAGCGGCUGGCGGAGAACACAAACUAUUUUCGGAGGAGGCUGAGGGAGAUGGGCUUCAUCAUCUAUGGCAACAAUGAUUCACCUGUGGUUCCCUUGAUGCUCUACUUGCCAGCCAAGAUUGGGGCGUUUGGCCGGGAGAUGCUGAAGAGAAACAUAGGCGUGGUGGUUGUAGGAUUUCCCGCCACGCCCAUCAUCGAGUCCAGAGCUCGCUUCUGCGUAUCUGCUGCUCACACCAAAGAAAUGCUGGAUACGGCUUUGAGCGCCAUCAGUGAGGUGGGCGACCUGCUGCAGGUGAAAUACUCCUUCCACAAAAUCCUGUCCUCCCACGACCGACCCUUCGACGAGACCACAUACGAGGAGUGUGACGACUGAAAGCUUUCCAGUUCGAAUUAAACCUGCACUAAAGUCUUAA